ACCAUGUGCAUUGUUGUCCUUUAAUGAUUGGCUGUUAGACUAGAAACAGCUGCACACAGCCUUGAUUUGUAAAGGGGUAGCCGACCUUAAUGCAGUUUAGCCAGUUGGUAGUGGCUUACAAAGAGAGAGGCAAGAAAGAGAAGGGGGGACUAGAACAAGAGGCCAUUUCCAUCCAUCUCGUUUUCUAGACCGCUUGGGCAUUUUGACUCGGAAUUUGCGGCUGUCAGAUGAGCUGACCCUUUUAGAAUCUGCUGCAGGUGGGGAAGGUGAACUGCAGAUUUCCUUUCUAGAAGGAAGAUGUUUUUUCCCCCUCCUUCUUCCCGCCCCUAGUUUUUUGGAAGGGGGUUGGACUAUCCUAAAAAUAUGUAAAUUUACAAGAGCUGACUACAGGCUGGGGCACCAGCCAAGGUCUUUUGGCGAAGCCCAAGGGUGUUUUACAUUAAAAUGUGAAGCUUGACAGGAUCAGUGCUCUAACUUUAGACAGCUUCUUGAUUAGCAUGAGACUGGGUGGCUGCCGGGUUUCCAGCCCUCCAGUAGCCAUUGGCCUCUUUCAGGACUCUUCUGCUGAGGAGCAGUAGCCACUGAAUAGGGGCAUUGACUUUGGAAGUGCUGAAAGCAGCCAGGAGCUGGGAUCUGUUGGCAGCCAUGGCUCCUGGAUCGGCUAGAGCUCGUAGGUAGGAGAAAAAUGCACGAGUAUGUGAGGAACCUGUACGUGCCCGCGGCGCGCUCGCAGAAGCAGCCUCCGCGCCAGAGCACGGGGAGGAUGCAGGAGGAGCUGCGGUCCUGGUGACGACCUUCUCUCUGCUGGUGGGUGGAUUCCUUCCACAGUAGCAGAACUGCCGCAGCUGCUGCUCGCGGACCCUGCCUAGAGCCUGUGUGUGCAUGUGCGUGUGUGAGAGGAACCGCGCGCGCGCACGAACACACACACACACACACACACACUCACACUCAUUCUCUCCAGUGAGCGACAGGGACGGCUGGAAGGAAGCUCCCUCACGCCUGACUGCGGUGGAGACCGGAUCCGGCCCGCUUCAUUGAUUGCGGCUACAGCUUCACAUAGGUGAAAGGAAAAGCAAGUUGGAGACUUGUCAUCUGGAAAGCCUCCUCCUAAUCCUUCUUGCAGGAGGAGAGCCCAUCCGAGCGCAGCUUCCUGGGCGCCUGUCUCAGGUCAAAACCAAAGGCCUUUUCCCCCCACUUUUCUUCUUCUCCCACCCCUACCCCCCCUCCCCAUUUGUUUGGGUCUUUUGUGCCAUAGGCUCACAGUUGGCUAAGCACUCCUUUGCUGAAUUGAGCUAUUGUCUGAGACCCCAUCGCUUUUCACGCUGCAGAUCUGUGUUCCUCCAACCCCCAACCUCUUCCCCCCCCUUUUUGGCUGGGAAAGCCUUCCUAAUGUGCCUUUCCUCCACAUGAAUCUGGAAGCUAUAAGCUGGACUGAUUGCAAAUGAAGUGUAAUGCAUUGUGGGACGUGUGUAAAAUUGGAUCAUUCGAGGUGGGGGUGUGUGGGAAGGAACGGACCUGCAGUGUGCUUUAUAGAGGAGGAGGAGGAGGAGGAAGAGGAGGAAGAGAAGGUGGCGGUGGUGGAGGUGGUGGUGGUGGGAAAAUGUUUGCAGAAUCUACCCAGGCUGGGCUUGCGGCAGCCUCAUGAACCAGGGGACAGCCGCGCGCUGGCUCGAGGCUGCAGCUCCCCCAGGUUCCUGCAGUAUUGAGACAGUAGCAGGUUAGCCCGCCUCCAAAAUGAAGAAGACCCGGAGUACAACCUUACGGCGAGCCUGGCCUAGUUCCGAUUUCUCUGACCGGGCCUCAGACCGCAUGAGGUCCCGCAGUGAAAAGGACUAUCGCUUGCACAAACGCUUCCCACCAGCCUUUAUCUCCCAGGCAUCACGGGGCUACAUGACAUCAGGUGAUGUCUCUCCAAUCAGCAUGUCUCCCAUCAGCCAAUCUCAAUUUAUUCCACUUGGAGAAAUCCUUUGCUUGGCCAUCUCAGCAAUGAACUCUGCAAGAAAACCUGUCACACCAGAAGCAUUGAUGGAACACCUGACUACUUGUUUUCCAGGUGUUCCAACUCCAAGCCAAGAAAUCCUCCGGCACACACUGAGCAUGCUGGUUCGUGAGAGGAAAAUCUACCCCACUCCAGAUGGCUAUUUUAUUGUGACCCCACAGACUUAUUUUAUUACUCCUUCCCUCAUAAGAACUAAUAGUAAAUGGUAUCAUUUGGAUGAGAGGAUACCUGACAGGACUCAGUGUACCUCUCCACAGCCAGGAACCAUCACACCCUCCACCUCGGGCUGUGUCCGGGACAGAACAUUACCCAAAAACCACUGCGACUCUUGCCAUUGUUGUAGAGAAGACAUGCACAGCAUGCAUGCAUCUACACUGCAGAGGAAAGCUGCCAAGGACUGCCCCCCUUCACUAUGCCAAUUGCCACCCACUGAAAAAAGUAAAAGUACUGUAAAUUUUUCUUAUAAGACAGAAACGCUUUCAAAACCUAAGGACAGUGAAAAACAGUCCAAAAAAUUUGGGCUCAAGUUGUUUAGGCUAAGUUUUAAGAAAGACAAGACAAAACAACUAACUAAUUUUUCUGCACAGUUUCCCCCAGAGGAAUGGCCUCUGAGAGAUGAGGAGACACCCACAACAAUCCCCAGAGAGGUAGAAAUGGAGAUUAUCAGGCGUAUUAACCCAGAUCUGACUGUAGAAAACGUCAUGAGGCACACUGCACUAAUGAAGAAACUUGAUGAAGAAAAAGCUCAGAGGAGCAAAACGGGGUCAUCUGCCCAUCACAGUGGGAGAAGCAAGAAGAGUAGGAACCAUCGGAAAACCCACGGGAAAACUCGUUCCCACAGCAAGACGCGGGGGUCCAAAGGAGGAGACCCUUCGGAUGGUUCUCAUCUUGAUAUCGCAGCAGACAGAGACUAUGACCUGAAUGACCCUUUGAAUCGCUCACCACGGGAAGGCUGCUUUAUCAUCGAACACAAAGGGGAUCAUUUCAUUACACACAGCCACCCUAACAUGCUUGAGCCUCAUUUUCCCAUGACGCCAGAAUGGGAUGUGUCUGGUGAACUGGCCAAGAGGAGGACCGAGAUGCCUUUUCCUGAGCCUUCACGGGGAAGUUCUCACUCGAAAGUCCAUCGAAGUCACAGCCAUACCCAGGAUCGAAGGUCCAGGAAUGAAAGGUCCAAUAAAGCCAAGGAGAGGUCCAGAUCGAUGGAUAAUUCCAAAGGCCCUCUUGGUGCUGCGUCUUUAGGGACAACGGAAGACAUAGCUGAAGCUUGUAGCCAAGAUGACCCAAUGCUUAGCCAGUCUUAUACUGAUGAUAGUACUUUAAGGCCUACACAGACUAUCAAUCACCAAAGGGCUCACAUUUCAUCCACAAACUAUAAAGAGGUGUGUAUACCUGAAGUCGUCAGUGGCAGCAUUGACCCCUCCAAUUCCUGUAGCCUUUCGGAACAAAGCAAACCUCCAGAGAGUUUGCCAUCUUAUAAUGAACUCAAUGCCUGUCCAACCAAAGCUUCCAUGGAUGACUAUUUCCAAUGUAACACCUCCAGCGAGACGGUCCUCACGGCUCCAUCACCUUUGGGGAAGAACAAAGAUGACCCUGAUACUCUGACCUUGACGGAUGGGAUGAAAAAGCUGUCAUCUGCGGAAAGGCAGCCCCAGCACUCCACCAGGGAACCUGUGGUGCACAAAGAGGAGUCGCCCAAAGGGCCAGGGGGAGGCUUGGCAGCAAUUUCUGGCCCAGCCACGGACCCCAUUGCCAAUGGACGGCUGAUCCCCCACCAUGGAGCAGAGUCAAUCAGUCUGGAUAAGAUAUUCAGCAAGGACACCCUCUUCAAACCGCUCCAUAGCGCCCUGUCCAUGAAUAAUUAUCACAAGCCAACUGUGUCCCUCCUGAAAGCUCACCCACAGUCAUCUCCUGAUGCAUUGCCAGGCCGCUGCGAGAUCCUGGAACAGUCCCUGGCAGCCUCCGUCACCCAAGCAGUGCCCCUUUCCCAACGACAGCAGGAAGCCGGCGGGAACCAGGAAGCUUCCUUUGACUACUACAACGUCUCCGAUGAUGAUGACUCUGAGGAAGGAGCACACAAGAAUACGGAGGAGGAGAAAAAUCGGGAUGAUGUGGGGACCAUGCAGUGGCUGCUGGAGCGGGAAAAGGAAAGAGACCUACAGAGAAAAUUUGAGAAGAACCUCACUCUCCUUGCCCCAAAGGAAACUGAUAACAGCAACAGCCAGAGAGCAACACAUUCUGCCCGGCUGGACAGCAUGGACAGUAGCAGUAUCACUGUGGAUAGUGGGUUUAAUUCACCACGUACCCGUGAGAGCCUGGCUUCCAACACUUCUAGCAUUGUUGAAAGUAACCGUCGUCAAAACCCAACCCUGAGCCCUGCGCACAUAGGCGCUGCUCCAGCAUUCAGCUUCCGCACAAGUACAGACCCCUCAGCAAAUGAAGCCGAGAAGUUGCCGAAACCCAAUUGCUUGCAAGCUUCUGUUACUAGUGUGUGAUAGUCAUUCUGCCUCCAAUCUUCUGUCUCAUCCUGUAUUGCGAAGUUUACGACAUUGGGACUGAUGUUUACAUCUUUGGGAAGACAAGCAUCUCCACCACAGUUUUGGUGUUUACUUAAACUGUGCUGCUAAGUAGGCUAGGACAAAAAAACAAAAAACAAAAAAACAAAAACAAAAAAAAAUCUUAAUUUCCAAGUAUUGUUUUUCACGUUUAUGGCUCUGUAGCAACAGACUAGCCCAGUAGGGGUAAUGUGUAUACUUUUGCUUAAUUGAUCAUAACUGAGCACAUAGGUGAGAGUCUAGCCACUGUAGGUGUUAGCUGCAUUUUUUGGUGUCAUGCGGUUGCUAAUUCCAUUUACAAAUGCCACAGAUGUGUGAUAAUGCUCCUAGUCCAUGGUUGAACGGUGCCACAGAACUGAUCCUUGACACUUAUUUCCCCCAAGCUAAGCCACCGCAGAAAGCAUAAAAUAAAAGGCACAGGUCACCUUGAGGAACACAAUGCCAAACACGACUAGAAAGGACCUCAGCCCUUCUCUAUCUGUGAAUUAUUUCACACCCAUCAUUUUCACUGUGAGUUCUCAUGACACACUUUUUGCAGGAGCCCUUGGAAGUGAGUCAGAAGGGAUUGUGUUUGAAUUAAUGGGUGUGUUUUGUUUUGUUUUUGGUGAAUAUCAGAUGCUUGUCUUAUUCUUAACCUUCCAUAACUACAAACAAGAAUAUAGGCCUUUGAAUUUGAAGUGGACAAAGAAAGGGGGAAAUAUCCAACUUGGCUUAGCAACAGCACUAAAUGAUGGAAGAGGUAAUGUGGAUUUUUUUUUUUAAGUAUUAAAUCAUGUAUCUUAGGGAGGUCAUUUUAUUCUUGUGAUACUUAUGAUGUUCCUAGUUUAAUAUAAUAGAGGAAAUAACUAAUUUGUUUAAAUGAAAAGCAAUUUCUUUGUGAUACAAAUGAAGAGUAUGGCCUGAGGAGUUUAUUUCUUUCUAAUGGAAGGACAUAAUUCUAUUUUAUGUAGUUUUAAAUAGAAUGCCUAAAUUAGGCUGUGGAACAUAAUCUUUAGUGGUUAUAUGGAAGAGCAAAUUUAGGGAGAGUUGGAAUUCAGGCCUUUGAUUCCUGGAAAAAUGUUUGUGGACAUACAAAAAUACAAUUUGAGUGGAAAUAGAAUUUGUGCCCAUAUGAUUAAUAGCAGGAGGCCCUCAUUCUACAAGUGUGGCAUAUACAUAAUUUGUACUCCCCUAAAAUUUCCCAGGAUAAUUAUGCAUAUAUGAACUAUGCCAGAGUAAUGUUUACAGAUACAUUGUACCAACUUUCAGGAGUCACUCUUAGGUAGGCUUAUAGAUAUCAUUAGACCAUAUUGUUCCUACAAAAGAUUUGUUAGUGUUUUGUUUUGGUUUUUAGUUUAAGGCGUUAAAGAUGCCAUUCCACAGCUUAGGGAUUAUUACAAAGAUACCAAAUUUUCAGUCUCAAAACAAGUUGGUAUUUGAAAGUUCCUAGAUUUUUAUUGGAACAGCAAAUAAAAUAUAUAAAUAAAAAUGCUUUGUACAAAAAAAAAAGACAAUGUAAGAUUGCAAGGCAGUGAUAUGUAACAGUAGGAAGAUUUUUUUUGUGAUGAGUUUGUUUUGGUCAGUCAGGUUUUAUAAAUGAUUUUCACAUUUAAUUGUAAAUGUAAAUUGCAGUUUCAUCUCAGAUUUUUGUUAGCAGGUAGAACAUUUUGUAAAACACUUCUGUCUUAAUGUCAUAAUUUGAAUCACCAGGAAACACAGAAAUCUGUGCAGUCUUAUAUUUUAUGGUUGUCUGCAAUUUGUAGAUUCCUUUCCCCUUCCCAAUACCCCCAAAUUGCUUUAGAACUUGAAACACUUGGGGACUUUCUAAUUCCUUUGCAAAUAUUUGAGAGGCACAUGGGUCAAAUUCCUUAUUUUUGGUAUUGAAGAUUCCUUUUUGUGUUUCAAUUAGACAUUCCCUUGCAUUUCUGAGUAGACUCCUCAACCAGUGGGCCUUCACCCUCAUGCCUUAUUUCCUCUAUGGCAUGCCAUGUCUGCUCAGAAAUGCAUCAUUUGCCUCAUUGUUUAAAUAUGUGCAGAAGGAAUGAUAAUGUAUCUAAUAGACUCCAGAAUCCAUUUCUUUGGGGAGUUGUAUACUAAAUUUUCCACGUAAAUUCAUUUUAAACCCCCCACAUUCUUUGAAGUUUAUAUCAUGCUAUUGUGUUCAUAAGAAAAAGAAACAUUGGAAGGCUAUGUUAACCUCUAGUUGGUCAUCUGAAAAUAGCCACUGUAAAAAUCAGAUAAUAUAUGAACAGAAAAGAAAAAAAAAUCCCUUAAGAGAAACUUUUUAAAAUAAAAAUUUGUCAAGAAUUAGACAAGAAGUUAACAAUCUAAUGAAACCUAUACACCCUCUGCCAGAUAAGUGGUGUAUAUGAUUUCAAAAUACUCUCAUAGACCAGCAGUCAUGAGUAUUGAAAUUAUGGACUUAAAAAAAUGGAAUGUAAACAGGAGUUUCACAUAGAAACAUUCUCAUCUGUAUUUAAUUUUUACUCUUGGAAAAAUGUAUUUACAAUGGGAUCUUAAGGCUAUUCUGUCUUGAGGUUCUUGGUGACCAAAUGUUUGGGCCUCUCUCCAAGAGUUUCUGAUACGAUCAUACUCCUUCCAUGAGAUUAGAACUUUCUGUUAUGGUUUCUUAUCUGGUCUUCUCUUUUUGUAUAUUGACUGAAAGGUUUACAGAACUGAGUUAGAUUGAAUCUCUCUGUGUGUGUUCAACUUUUAAAAGGUCAACACAUCUGUCAGUAUUUUGCACAUUUAAUAUGUAUUAUUAUAAUACAACAUAUUACUUUAUGGUAAUUUUUAUUUUCACAUAUAACUACCUCCAUGAAUUCAAUGAAAUGGCAGCAGUGUGUUCAAGGGUAUUAUAAAAAGCAAGGUUAAAACUUUCUGAAGCAUCGGGUCACGAUAUUUUCUGUGUGUUGACACAUGUUAAAAGUCACCAUUCUCCACCCAAAUUUCCAUGAUUCCUUUUUUUUAAUUGGAUUCUCAGAUUCAAUCUUUGUAUUUCUCCUCAAGAAAGCUCACUUGGGUGUUUUUUUUGUUGGUGGUGUUCAUAUCAAGAGAACAUUUAAAAUUCUUGUCUUUUCCCUGUCCCUGCUAAUUUUUUUUUUUUUCUGUUAGUUGGUAAGUGUGAUUUAGCAGGCUAUUUGCACCUAUUAGAGUUUUAGGUUUUAUAAGGCAAAGAAUACACAUCAGAUAUUUGAACUGCCAACUUUGAAGCACUUUGGGCCCCAAUCUGCCUUCACUUGCAUGUUAACAUAUCAAGUCAAAUUUUCACUUUACUUGAGAGAGCUGCAUUGUACAUUCCAUUCUCUCUAUUUAUGUUUCAUUCUCUCUGUUUCUCUCUCCCUCCAUUUCCCCUACUUCCACUCUCCCUUUCUCAGUUAAUUCACUUUCUGUGCAGACCAUGCAUAAUAUGCCAUUUUCUAUAUUGUGCACAUCUCAGGGUACCUUAAUGAGUAGAUUAAGAAGGGGGUGCCAUCCUAUCAAGACAUGCACAAAAGAGUCAAAAGGGAGAUAGCAGGGAGUAGGGGGAGAACAAAUCAACCCUGUUACUGUUAUUUGGAACUUUGAGAUUUGGGGUUUUGUCCUAAAGUCCAGAAAUCAAAAACUAAGUUGUACGUUAGGUGUUCCCUAAAUCCUUCUUUACAGCAGGAAUUCUCCCUCCCCCUCCACAGACAGUACUGAGGGAGGGACUCUGCAAAAGGAAGCACGAACACCACCAUCUCCUUUCAGUUUGGUGCAGCAAAUGUAACAAAAAAAAAAAAAUCUACCUGGGGAGUAAACCACUUCUUUUACCACAAAGUGUACUUGAAAAUAAAGUUUUUAACUUAAAUUAUAUAACUAUUGCUCAUAAUCAUAACACUUUAUGUAUCUCACUUAAGGCAGCAUUUGGAGCCUACUAAAAAUAAUGAUUGAUAAACUUCUGUUUGCAUACAGUUCACCUUGGAUCUCAAAGUGCUUCCAAAGCAUUCAGAGUCAUUAAUGCAAGACAAACAAAAAAAUUGUGGGUGCUUUUUAUUAUAAUACCUUUUUUGAGAAAAGAAUGAUCAGGUAGUGAGAUUUGAGAUCACCCUCAGGGGCAACUAUUGAUUAUUGAUUAUCUUUUCUGUUAGAUGAUAGACGACCAUCAUAAGAAAGCACUAAAUGAAUCACUCCCAAUAAAGAGUAAUAAUAAUUAAUAUAAAUUUAUUAUUGUCAAGGAAGAGAAAAUAAUUCUUUACAGCAUCCAUUUUUACUUAAAAAUUUCAGGGCUUUUAUAAUUUGAUAUCAUCCCUUCAGCUUAUAGAAUGUGAGGCAAAACUAUAGACAAAUUAAUUGACACUUCUUCCCAAAUGUCCUACUUGAACCAAUGGUAAUUUUAGAUGUGCCCCCUCAUCUAUGAUUUUUAUAUUAAGUUUCUGCAUCUUCUAUGCUACAAUGACAUUCUUCAGGAACAUGACUGCUCUUGGCAGUAGAAGGUGCUGAAUACAUAUUUUAAUUAAAAACUUUUAUCAAGUACUUUUUACAGGGCUAUUGGACACAAAGGAGAAUUUGUACAAUCUGUUUCUGCCUACUCUUUUGGAGGAUCUGGAUUACUGAAGGGAGCUAGUCUUCUUAUCCUUGUCCUCUAAAAUGGAGGGAUGAAAACAGCCUUAACAGUGACAAUGCUCCUCAAUUCAAUUGGCCAGUUGACAGAGCUGUCCAAUGUGCUAUAUCGGCCUUGGGAGCACCCAGAGCACAGCAUUCCCUUUUUUUGACCACCUCCAGUACCAUCUUGCCUGCUUACAGAAGACAGCCUAUAUACUUACUCUUCUUUUGUCUGCAAAGUGGCUCUUCUCUGCAGAGGUUUAGAUGAAGCUAAAGUAUAUUGAAAAAAGCAUAUAUGGUUUUAGGAGCAAACCUGGAUUUGGUUCAAAGAAGGUCUUGGGCUGAAUAGAGAUGACUAUCAAGUGUCUUUGCCAAGUGAAUGAAUAAAUAGUUUCAAUUGGCUGAGACCUGACAGUUGCCAUUCUCUUCUUCCUUAAGAAACUUUGCAUUGUUAAGAAUGCAUUCAGUAUCCUUAUUUUUCUGACAGAUUUUUAUUUAGGAGGUACUCCUUCAACUUUACACUUAAAAAAAAUCCAUGGUUAAAUUCUGUUUAUAGUUGAAUUGAGGAACUGGAAUCUCCUAGGACGAAUUAAUUGAAGUUUUCUUUUCAGCAACAUCCAGAUAGACAGGUUGCAUAGCUUUUGCAAAUAAUCUUGGGUCUCUACAAUUUCUGUAUAGAUUUCCAUGGAUCAUUUAGAAUUCUGUUGGAAUUCUAGAAGGCUGAUGUGGAUUAAAAAUAGAUUUUGAUUUAAAAAUUAAAUGUUCUUCUAUUAGUCAUAUGCACCCACACAUACAUAUAUCUACACACACACACAAACACACCCUGUUACAGGGCUUUAAUAUUUUGGCUUCAGAUAUGAACAUCUACUACCAUACCAGCUGAAAGCAGGGGACGUUUCCCAAGUAGUGACUGGAGGAGGUGAGGAAACCAUAGAAUUCCAGACUAAUUCUGCCCAUGCUCUGCCUCCCCUUUCCAAGGGCUGACCUCAGUGCCCCUGCUCCUUUAUUGCUCCCACCAAAAAGAGGUACCAAAUCUGGGAUCUUGUGAAGAUCUCACCUGAUUUACAUCCAUCCUUUGUAGUUAGAUGAAAGAAUCAUUGAAGUGCACACUCGACAAAUCCUCCCCUUCCUGUCACCCCUGUGUCCUAUCCUCCCUUCCAUCUCCACCUAGAUGCUGAUACAUCGCCACAUGUUUCCACAUUGGAAGGGCAGACUAAUGUGCAGUAUUGUGCACACGUGCUGGGUUAGGGGAUAGUGCCACCCUAAGGUCACCUCCAUGUAAGAAUAACAGCUAUAAAGAAGGUCCUUAGAGUAGCUGGCAUAACUAUUACUUUAGAGAUGAGACUUCAGUUUAAAUACUAACUUUAAGGGAUCAUAAUUCUGCAGGUAUCUUUCCCUGAGUGACUGAAUGUGACUGUUGCAUUAGGUUAAAUGAGUUAAGAAACGCAAGUGGGAUUUACUGUAUGUUAGAAGGGAGUUUUGCAGCCAAGACUGCCUUGAAUAAAUGUGUUUGCACUGAAAAAAAUUUUUAAAAAUUUACUUGGUCUCUGGUUGCUGUAAAGGUCAUCCAAGAUGGAUGUUCUGUUUAUAUUGUAUAGUAUUUCAUAUGAAAUAAUUACAGCUCAUGAAAUGUCUUCCCUAAUGUUACUGAUUUAUAACAGCACAUUUGUAACAUGGUUUUUAUUGUGUCUGUGUACCAUAUUGUAAAUGAUGAUUACUUGUCAUGCUUAGUAUAAUAACUUAAAAGGAAAAAAAGGACAGGGAUUUUUGUAAGUCUAUAUUUGAAAGUCCCUCCACAUGGUAAUAUUGUGUUCAUGUUGUUUAUGUAGUGUCGUGUGAAAUAUCCAUUUUGGAUUGUGUUACUUUUUAAGAUAUUAAAUAACAUUUGGUUAUAUG
This is a messenger RNA of Sarcophilus harrisii (Tasmanian devil), 10992 nucleotides long. It is a transcript of the gene STOX2, whose product is annotated as storkhead box 2. Lineage: Eukaryota; Metazoa; Chordata; Mammalia; Dasyuromorphia; Dasyuridae. Gene Ontology annotation, cellular component: cytoplasm; nucleus. The transcript is spliced from 4 exons. Gene Ontology annotation, biological process: positive regulation of transcription by RNA polymerase II. Gene Ontology annotation, molecular function: RNA polymerase II transcription regulatory region sequence-specific DNA binding; DNA-binding transcription activator activity, RNA polymerase II-specific. The record is from RefSeq and is a predicted model, not a curated record. Bases 1735 to 4494 code for a protein of 919 amino acids.